AUGGCUGUUCUUCGUCUCAUGGGUUUCGUCGUGUAUCCUCAAAGAGAUCGUAUCACAUCUCAUCUCAUCGACAUCUCCCUCGAACCUCGAGUACCCACUGGACAUGGAUGGACAGUAUGUACAGACCUCAAUGCACGAUGCUCCCCAAGUGCGAAUUUGAUUCCUUUCCUCAAACAUCCGAUGCCAACGCCCGUCACAACAGACUUCUUGUCCUUCCAAGCCACGAAGAUGACAACAUUGACUUCUCCCGUCAGCGAUCCUCGAAGUCUUUCAACGGAAUCGCAGCCCAUACGAAUGCAGGCACCCAAUGGACCUUCGCAAGGUAGUACGCAACAUAAUCCUUUCAACCCUUCGCAUCCUGUCCAGCGCCACCCAGCUCCUGAACUUAUCCCCACCUCUCGCAACCCCUCUCCCUCCAUAGACACAACAAUGUCUCCCCUUCAGAAGUUUCGAUUUCCGAUCGUGCACACACACACUCCCUCCACUGAUGAAGAAAGGCACCCACAACCUCGAAACAGACACUCGAUCUGGCCAAUGAUCUUGCUCGGCGGUAGGGAUGCCGCACGGUGGAGGUUGGGUGGUUGGGAGGUUGCGUGGGUGUUCUUCUCUUCAAAGUCCAGAGUCCAGGAUGUUGAUGUUGAUGUUCACGUUGAGGAGGUUUGGGCUGAAGGUCGACCACACGGUGGAGGUUGGGUGGGAAGUUGGGAUGGUGAUGAUGAUGGGAUGGCCUGUGGUGAAAGUCACACGGCGGAGGUUGGGCGGGUGUUCUGCUCUCGAGAGUAUAGGAUGUUGAUGUUGUUGAUAGUGAGGUGGUGUGGAAGUCACACGACGGAGGUUGGGAGUUCUGAGGAUGAUCAUGAUGACAAGGAGGCCUGGGGUGGGAGUCACGCGGCGAAGGUUGCGUGGACGUUCUGCUCUCCAGAGGGCAGGAUGUUGACGAGGAUGCUGAUGCUGAUGCUAAUGAGAUUGAGUAGGAGGAGGAGGAGGCCUGGUGUGGCAGUCACACGGCGGAUCUUAGCGAUUCUGGAGUGCGGUGGAGUGGUAAAGGAGGCUUCGACGUUACGAGAGAGAUUAUGGAUUUGGCCCCGAUCAAUUGUGGGAGAGGUUUUCGUCGAACGCCCUACUCCAGCCCCUGCCAUUACCGAACGGCUGGCCUUGGAGGACGUCUUCUUGAAAAUCGACGAGCAUCUCGGCCACUAUCUUGCCGUACGAGGUAUCAUCAAUCCUGACAGAGAGCAGAACGAUCCCACGCCAAAUGCUACCCAUCGACGGGCUUGGGGAGAUCAUCAGAAGGGAAGCACAGCUCCAGCUUAUCGUUGUCGAGCAAAAGGCAGACCAAUCCGAAGGCUUAAUCGUGCUCUCUCUCUUCGCACGCAUGGCAGAUCUACAGAAUCCCAAGAAUGGAAUGCAACCCCAGCAUGA
Molecule: messenger RNA, 1422 nt
Organism: Zasmidium cellare ATCC 36951
Lineage: Eukaryota; Fungi; Ascomycota; Dothideomycetes; Mycosphaerellales; Mycosphaerellaceae
Exons: 5
Coding region: 1-1422 (473 amino acids)
Source: RefSeq, a predicted model, not a curated record